This is a messenger RNA of Cotesia glomerata, 945 nucleotides long. RefSeq lists its product as uncharacterized. The record is from RefSeq and is a predicted model, not a curated record. The transcript has 3 exons. NCBI's taxonomy places the organism in Eukaryota, Metazoa, Arthropoda, Insecta, Hymenoptera, Braconidae. The coding region runs from base 1 to 945 and encodes 314 amino acids.
AUGUCUGACUUGGAUAAACAAAAAUCAUCUGGUCUACCGUCUGGAGUGAAAUGUCGCGGCUGCUCCCAAGGAGUCGCAAAAGAGUAUGUACAAUGCACUGGCUGUCAAGCCUACUAUCAUCCAAGCUGCGCUGAACGUGCUGGAUCUCUGCCCAAUGGGCUUAUUCAACGUUGCUGUGGCCGACGUGGGUCUUCCUCCACAGAAGAUAUUCGUGACAUUAUUAAGCAAGAAAUAAGUGCUCUGCGUAACAGCUUUAAAAAUGAUGUUACGUUACUGCGUAAUGAUAUCAAGACGGAUGUCAAUAAUGAUGUCACAUCACUACGUAAUGACAUCAAAAAUGAGGUAGAACCUGUCAUCUCUAGUGUAAAUGACCUUAAAUCACAGGUAAAACAGUUUACAGAGCAAUUUCAAAAUAGAAUCUGUGCUGUGGAAGAAAAACUUAUGAAUAAUGAAGUGCGCAUAACGGCCAAUGCUAAGAUUAUAACCUCCAAUGUUCAGAAAAUUGCGGAUCUCCACAACUUAGUUACUGACAUACAUACUCAGGCUGAUAAUAGUGUUAUUCUGCGUGAAGUAGACGAUCGUCUGGCCAGAAGAAACAAUGCCCUUUUUUUAGGCAUUGUUGAAUCUCAAAAAUCUACUCCUAUUGAGCGUCAAGAGGAUGACCUCUCCAGAGUCCAAGGUAUUUGCUAUACUCUUGCAAAUAAUGUCUCAAUCUCCUCCUGUACAAGACUGGAUCAUAACCGGAUUGAUAAGAGCAAAGAAAGCCAAGGACUCUCUCCUGUCAGUGGAGAAUCUUUCGAUAGUCCACGACAAAACAAAUCUCCAGAGGAACGAACAAAAGAUAUUACGUCAACAACUCCAGGAACAGACAGCAGCAGGGGAACGAAAUUUGAGGAUUGUGCGACAGACGUGAGGAGUUCAGGAGGUCGGGUGGAGGUGUGCUGA